AAGCCUCCGCCCCGCGGGCCAAGGGCCCACCAGCCUUCCCCACACGCGGGAGGUUACUUCGAUGAACCGUUUUGCGGCACGAAGGGGAAACUGAGGCCCGGUGAAGGGCAGAGACUUGCUGCUCCGCGGCUCCUCGGAGGAAUGCAGGUCCGAGGAGGAGGCGUCCCGCCCGCCGCGGCGGCCGGGAGAGCGGUGGGGAACGGUGGCGUCAUGCACACCCGGCCGCCCCCGCGCCGCCGCUGAGCCCGCCGCGAGGUGGACCCCGGGGCCCGCCCGGCCGGCCGCACCAUGAGCCACGGGCCCAGCCCCCGGCUGGCCGAGUCUCCGCAGCUGUCCAAGGGCAGCCUGCUGACCAUCCUGGGCAGCCCGUCGCCCGAGCGCGGGGGCCCUGCCGACUCGCUGCCGCCCACGCCGCCCAGCGGCACGCCCUCGCCGGGGCCGCCGCCCGCGCUGCCGCUGCCGCCGCCGCUGCCGCCGCCGCCCGCGCUGCUGGCCGACGGGGACUGGGAGAGCCGCGAGGAGCUGCGGCUGCGGGAGCUGGAGGAGGCGCGCGCGCGGGCGGCGCAGAUGGAGAAGACCAUGCGCUGGUGGUCCGACUGCACGGCCAACUGGCGCGAGAAGUGGAGCAAGGUGCGCGCCGAGCGCAACCGCGCCCGCGAGGAGGUGCGCCAGCUGCGCCAGCGCCUCGACGCGCUCACCAAGGAGCUGGCGGGCGCGCGGCGCGAGCGCCAGGAGGCGCAGGGCGAGUGCGAGGCGCGGGGCCGCGAGCUGGCGCGGCUGCGGGGCGCCCGGGGGGCCGCCGACAGGACGCCCGACGGGCCUGAGCCCGAGCCUGAGCGGGAGCAGGAGCCGGUGCGCGACGUCGGGGCCGAAGCGCCCCCCGGCAGCCAGGAGCUGGAGCUAGUGGAGAGCCUGCUGAAGAACAGACCAGAGGAGCCUGAUGGCUGCUGGGAGGCACGAAGCAUGGGGGCCGGGGUCCCACGGAGCAGCUCAGGCCGCCAGGAGCGCAGCCGGCUACCCUGGGAAGACACAGCCACCAUUGAGGAGGAUACAUCCAAGUUGACUGCCCUGCGGCUGCGGUUGGAUGAAUCCCAGAAGGUGUUGCUCAAGGAGCGAGAGGAUAAACUGACACUGAGCAGGAACAUUGAGAAGCUGGAAGGGGAGCUCAGCCAGUGGAAGAUCAAGUACGAGGAGCUGAACAAGACCAAGCAGGAAAUGCUCAAGCAGCUCAGCAUCCUGAAGGAGGCCCACCAGGACGAGCUGGGUCGCAUGUCCGAAGACCUGGAGGACGAGCUAGGUGCACGGUCCAGCAUGGACAGGAAGAUGGCUGAGCUGAGGGGUGAGAUGGAGCGGCUGCAGGCAGAGAACGCUGCUGAGUGGGGUCGCCGUGAGCGGCUGGAGACUGAGAAGCUAGGCCUGGAACGGGAGAACAAGAAGCUGCGGGCACAGGUGGGGGACCUGGAGGAGGCACUGGCCCGACGGCGGAGGCAGACAGCCAGCGCACUGGACUGUGACCUGCGGGCCAGUCAGGCCGCACUUUUUGAGAAGAACAAGGAGCUGGCAGACCUGAAGCACGUGCAUGCCAAGCUGAAGAAACAGUUUCAGGAGAAGGUGGCCGAGUUGGCACACGCCAACCGGCGGGUGGAGCAGCACGAGGCAGAAGUGAAGAAGCUGCGGCUACGGGUGGAGGAGCUCAAGAAGGAGCUGGCCCAGGCCGAGGACGAGCUGGAUGAGGCCCACAACCAGGCACGUAAGCUGCAGCGGUCGCUGGACGAGCAGACAGAGCAGAGCGAGAACCUCCAAGUGCAGCUGGAGCAUCUGCAGUCCAGGCUCCGCAGGCAGCAGCAGAACGCACCCCUCUUUGGGAAGAUCCGAAGUGCUCGCUUCGGCACCGAGGAGGCUGGGGACGGAGCCAGUGACCUGGAUGAAGACGAGGACCUGCAGAUCCAAGUGGCCUAGAGCUGCCAGGGCCAGACAGGACCAGCCUGUGACCACAGGCCCCUUGGUGUCCGGGCCGACCGGCCGCUCCAGCCGAGGCAGCUGCCAGUGCUCCCUGCCAUGGCUGUCUUCCUCCUCUCCCAGGGUGGGCGCCAAUGAUCCUGCCCUGGCAACACCCAGUGGAAGGGAAGCCAUGGCCUGUGUUUUAUACAUGUACAUAAGUGCGCGGGGUCCUUGGACCCAUUUGGUCUUAUAAACACAGGACCACUCCAAGGCCCGGUCUCAGCACCCUGAGCCACCUAGGACCUUCAUGCAGGGGUGAGGGGGAUGUCAAAGGGGGCCAUUGGGGCUUUGACCCAGGCUCCCUCUCUGAACCUUGGGGUCAGGGGGAGCUGUUUACAGUACAAUGUGAUAAACCCAGUCUUUUGUAAUAAAUGGAGUUUGGGUUCUUGGGGCAGAGUCCUGAGAGUGUGGCAGAUGUGGGCAGGUGAUGUAGGGGCGGCAUGAGCUUGCAUCUAGCACGCAACCUGAGCUCAGGAAUGUCAAGUGACUUAAUAAAUGAACGAAUGUAAGAAACAAUGAAUGGAUGAACACCUGAGCUGCUCAGUGUGAGUGGAAGGAAAAGGUAUGGUGUAUGUCUAAUCUGGAGGAGAGGAGGCAACGAUCCUGCACCGGAUGGAUUCAGAUCUCUGCUUCUGCCCCUCACUGGCUGUGCACCAAUGGCGAAGUGACUUGACCCCUCUCAGCCUCCGUUUCCCCAUCUAUAAAUUAGGUGCCUCAUACAGCUCUCAUGAGAAUAGGAUGAGUUCAUCUGGAACUCAGGGAAGGUUAGUUGUUACUGAAAUACUUGAAGGUAUGCCCCAGAGAGGAGGGAUUUGCCAGCUGGGCUCUGCCACAGGGAUGAAGUUUAGGCGACCAAAAGUAGGUAUAAGCAACAAUAAAUAAUAAGUUCUUUUAUCUUUCCCCCAGCCCUGUUCUAGGUAAUGAAAUUGCAGGUAGUUUUAAUUUUUGAUGCUUAAUUUGUAAACUCUCUCUAACCAGCAGAUUUAUAUUAAAUCUGGGGGAAACUGUUAUUCAGAACACAAUCGCACACAUCAUUGAAUCUGCCAGUUGAGAUGGCACGGAGACACCUGCCUUUAAUGAGAUGCUUUAGAGGAAUCCUCGGCAGCAGGCCUGCUUUCGGCAGAAAGAGGCUGUGUCAGCAUUAUUUUAGUGGGCAGAAGGGGCGAGUUGCCUGUGCUCAAGUGGUGCUGAGCAGGGGCCUGGCACCAAAAAGGAGUUCAAUUUAAUUAGAAAAGGGGCUCUUUGCCUGCAGAGGGGAGCUACCUGCAGUGGGUUUCUUUCUUGUGACCGUCUGAGGGGCCCCUAAGGAUACAGUGCUGGGACCCAGAUGGUGCCAGAGCCCAGCUAGUGAUAUAUAUGGGCACCAAACAUUUCCCGUGUUGCCACACCUGACCAAGUGAUGCUGGUGAAGUGGGGUUUGCUAUCCUGGCAGAGAGACCCCAGGUUCCCUCCUGGGCUCUGAGGGGAAAGGAGGGAGUAGGCAAGACCCUGCUGUGGGGAGCCACCCGCCAUGGGUCUUUCCUCACGAGCCAGGGCCUCCGACCAAAAGGCUGUGGGAAGAGGACUGUUCCUGCCAGUCGUCUUUCUGUUUUCUCUCCCAAACAGGAAGUGGGCCCCAGAAGAGGCUGAAAUACUGCCCUUUGACCCCCAGGAGCCAGGCCCUCACUGACGACAGCCCUGGGAGCCACCUCCCCAGGCCGCAGGCGGACCUGCCAUUCCCAGACACAGAGCAGAUCCGCAGGCACAGCGGGCUCCCCCAGACUCCCUGGCACCUCUGCCGAGAGUGUUGAGCAGGGGCCCCAUUCCCGGCCCUGUCUGCGGGCGGGGCCGCUCCUGAGAAUGUCAGCCAGGGGAGGGUCUGGCUUCCCACUUCAUUGUCCAAGGGAAAACCAAAGUCUCUGGAGGGGAGAGACAGCCACAGACCACAGGGCUGGAAGAUUCUCCAGGCUCUUUCGUCCCGUUGUUCUUGGUGGCAGCAUCUGCCAACAGAAGCGUCAGCUUUGGCUCCCGUGAUGCUUUAAAAACUGUAUUAAAUGCAUGGCUAAUAUUA
Messenger RNA from Nyctereutes procyonoides (raccoon dog), 4051 nucleotides. RefSeq names its product coiled-coil domain containing 102A (gene CCDC102A). The record is from RefSeq and is a predicted model, not a curated record. Bases 289 to 1959 code for a protein of 556 amino acids. Gene Ontology annotation, cellular component: myosin complex. NCBI's taxonomy places the organism in Eukaryota, Metazoa, Chordata, Mammalia, Carnivora, Canidae. The transcript has 9 exons.